Molecule: messenger RNA, 657 nt
Organism: Colletotrichum abscissum
Lineage: Eukaryota; Fungi; Ascomycota; Sordariomycetes; Glomerellales; Glomerellaceae
Exons: 2
Coding region: 1-657 (218 amino acids)
Source: RefSeq, a predicted model, not a curated record
AUGGGGAGGCACACUGAGGCGGAGACGGGAGGAGGAUUCAUGAACGAUGCGGGGCAAGACCUGCACCUCACUGGAAUCGACCUGGAAGGCGAUGUGUAUGCCAAUGCGGACAUCGAGGUGUUUGCUGUGAACAACCUGGGGACAUUGAGUACGCCCAGCCCGGUACAGAUUUAUCCGGAGGACAAGAGGUUUCAAUUUGGUUAUGGAGACCCUUCCCUCUUGGGUCGGAUGGACAACCCUCGGGUGAAGGAACUGACGUCUGCUGAGUUUAGCGCACUGGCUCAGGAUAGCAGCAUUUUUGAAGCCUCGUUGCACAGCGACAAGUCUAGUCGUGCUGUGGUUUGUGAGGCCAAGGGUAGUGGAGUGAAGCCUAUCAGUCACAAGAGUAGCAGGGCUACGAUGCUGCUUUCUAAGCAAUCCGUUGACUCGUCUGCGGCAUCUCAUGUCCGGAAGAUGUCGGCCAGGUGGUACUGGCCUGUGAACCAGUCGGUCAGCUUGUCGGCCGUGAAGGAGAAGACCGGUGUUGUGUUAGACUAUAACUCUGUCUUGUUUAUGGGUGUGCGCCCGAAUACGGAGACUAGCCUCCAUGGUGUAAAGAGCGAGGGCGGUGGCAACACUGGAGCGUUCGGAUACCUGAAACGUUUCCGUAUUACUUAA